Messenger RNA from Protomyces lactucae-debilis, 1329 nucleotides. RefSeq names its product nuclear protein Es2-domain-containing protein. The transcript has a single exon. The record is from RefSeq and is a predicted model, not a curated record. NCBI's taxonomy places the organism in Eukaryota, Fungi, Ascomycota, Taphrinomycetes, Taphrinales, Protomycetaceae. Gene Ontology annotation, cellular component: catalytic step 2 spliceosome. The coding region runs from base 82 to 1155 and encodes 357 amino acids.
UCCCAGCGGCGCCUCUUUCACUCGCUAACAUGCAGACGACAACUACUGCGUCCUUCGCUCCGGCUGGGCUCUAACGCCUGUAUGGAGCUCGUAGCUUUCAAUGAGAAGCAAAAGGCUAUUGUCAAGCAUGCCCAAAGCUCGUACAAAAAGGGCAAAAGGCCUGCGCAAGUUCUUGAUGAGGACAUCUAUGUGGACAGCUUGUCGCACAUUAUCAAGCGCGACUUUUUUCCAGGUCUUGAAACUCACUCGAGUAGUCAGAUAGAAGAUUCUCGACACAGCGGUAGUAUUAGACCGUCUAGCACACGAAUGCGCACGCCUCACUUUGCUCAAGAGGUUACCACCGAUGAGGCUCCGGGAAACAGUGACAAGCGACCAGCUUCAUCUCUCUCUCUUGACCGCUUUCAAGCUCGCUAUACCAGUGAAGACAAUGCUUCAUUUCAAGAGAUUCUGGACGAAGGCAACCUUGCUCGAAGGGAGAAGUACUCUUGGCUAUACAAGGACAACAAAACUUAUUCAGUCAAUACUGAAUAUCACGAAGAGCGACAGGCCUUGCAAGUCGAAGCUCAAGAAAAGCAACUUGUCAAAUCAUCAGACAGGCAGUCCAUUCGUCAUUCGCAUCCUCGCAAUGCUCUCAUGUUCACGCAUACUGGAUUAGAUCCCGACGAUGAACAAUCGUUGCAAGUUUCGCAUCAACCGCAAAUCAAUCAUGCCGCGACAGCACUUCCCGAUGCGACCAAAACCUCGGCUCCAGGGAGCCCGUCGGCAAGCCUUAUUGAGCGUGCCAUUCAGGGCGAUGUCGAGCCAGAUGAACCACAUGUAGGUGGCUUCACUUUUGUUGCGACACCAUUGCCGCAAGCACAAAAUCGCAAGCCAUUUGAAGCAGAGAAUCAGACCCGUGGAGGUGCAUUCAAGCUGCCUGAAGCGCAUCCGCACGAAGCGACGCUUGAUCGGUUGACGAGAGAUAUCAAGCGCAAGGGUAGCCAGACGCCCAAGGCUUCUCCACUUGCUCGCCUUUCGAACGCAACUCCAAAAUUCAAAAGCAGCCCAGUGGUCAGACGGUCCAUGUUGACUCCUGCCGCUAGCAGAAUGCUGGGCAAACAGGGUUCCAGCUCUCUUCGAGACAGUCUGACCACCCCUAAAACAAGACCUCAUUGAUGACCUCAUGGUGCGCUCGAGCGAGUUUCUACGUGGCCAUCUGAAAUAUGCAUGCUGGCUAAUUUCUGAAGACCGCACCGAUUUGUUCGGCGUCCAGCCGCGUCCUUCUGCAUGACUGGCCAUUACCUAGGAAGCUCAAGCUUGGCUCUGUAUCAUUCGCUGCAGCUGUUCGGU